AUGGCUCAAACCACAACUGCUAAUUGUAGCAGCUCUUCGUCAUCGAUCAUCUACUCCAAAAAUGAAGAUUUCCUUCAUAAUUUUGAUUUCAAUAGUAUUGUUGAUCUCGAACAAUUAUCGUUAUUGACUUCUGAACUAAUUAUUGAUAUUCUUUCACGAACAUCAUUACAAACAUUUGCUACUGUACGUUGUACAAAUACAUAUUAUGGAAAUCUAACAUACAACAACUAUGUUCUUCAUAACUACAACUGUAGAAAUAAUGUGGUUUGUGGAAUUAUCGUUAAAAAAAAACCAUGGAGAAAUAUAGAGCGUCAGUUUCUUCCGUCUUUUGGUAGCAACAAGCAUGACAUUAAUUGGCUACCACAUACUUGUACUAUUUUAGCAUCAUCAUUGUGUGGACUCCUUCUUUUUGAAUACUAUGAUCCAGAUGAAUACGUUUCAAAGAUUUUAUUUGUUAUCAAACCAACGACUUCAAAUGCCAAAUGGAUACCAUUUCUGACCUCUGAAUACACUGCAACAAAGUUUGCUUUGGUAGUUAUCAGUUCGAACCCGUUACAUUUCAAGGUCAUUCGAUUGUCAUACACAAAGUCAUCUGAUAUGCCUACGGAAAAAAUGGACUAUGAUUACUACAACAUCAAAUUGUUUUCAUCUACUACAUGGCAAUGGAGGGAGUUUCAAAAUAUCCGGUUACCAUCAUCUGUUUAUCCUAUCUCUGAUGAGGCAGGUACAGGUGGCGGUGCCGUACACUUCUUAUUAUCUAAUGAUACCAUAUUGCGAUUUGAUAUUUAUUCAGAAGAACAUAUACUCAUAUUUGCACCUUCUACUAUUAAUGAAUUAAAACUGUAUGCAUCGAGACUAAUCAAGUUUCACGAAAAAUUAGGAUAUCUCUCUAUAAGUGGAGAUAGUUCGUGGGCUAUUAGGAUUUUCAUUCGCAAUCGGUGGGUUAAAGUAGAUGAUAGUACUUACAAUGAAAGUGCACAUGAAUGGUGAGAUUAUAGAAACAAUACCUUAUAUUUUUUUUAGAGGAAAUAUGAUUGAGUAUGUGGUUCCGGCACAUCAUUCUCAACAAGUUUUUUCAAUCCGUUCUACAUUUUGAUACAGUAA
Messenger RNA from Lactuca saligna, 1104 nucleotides. Lineage: Eukaryota; Viridiplantae; Streptophyta; Magnoliopsida; Asterales; Asteraceae. The record is from the annotation of a GenBank genome assembly.